Molecule: messenger RNA, 667 nt
Organism: Rana temporaria (common frog)
Lineage: Eukaryota; Metazoa; Chordata; Amphibia; Anura; Ranidae
Gene: LZIC
Product: leucine zipper and CTNNBIP1 domain containing
Exons: 7
Coding region: 72-644 (190 amino acids)
Biological process (GO): negative regulation of Wnt signaling pathway
Cellular component (GO): nucleus; cytosol; beta-catenin destruction complex
Molecular function (GO): beta-catenin binding
Source: RefSeq, a predicted model, not a curated record
UUGGCGCUGCGGCGUGACGUCAGUAGUCAGCGUCUGCCCCACAGUGAAGCCGCCCCGGGCUCAGCCUGAACAUGGCGUCAAGAGGUACGACGGAGACCGGUAAACUCCGGCAGAACCUGGAGGAACAGCUCGAUCGACUGAUGCAGCAGCUCCAAGACCUGGAGGAGUGCAGGGAGGAGUUGGACGCGGACGAGUAUGAGGAAACCAAGAAAGAAACGUUGGAGCAACUAAGUGAAUUUAAUGACUCUCUGCAGAAGAUUAUGUCGGGGAACAUGACUCUGGUGGAUGAGCUGAGCGGGAUGCAGCUGGCGAUUCAAGCAGCGAUCAGCCAGGCAUUCAAGACCCCGGAGGUCAUCCGGAUGUUCGCCAAGAAGCAGCCAGGGCAGCUGAGGACGCGGUUAGGAGAGAUGGACCGGGAUUUAAUGGUCGGAAAACUUGGAAGAGACCUCUAUACGCAGCAGAAAGGGGAGAUCCUGACGGCUCUAAGAAAACUUGGAGAGAAGUUGACGCCAGAGGAGGAAGCUUUCCUUGCAGAGAAUGCAGGUGCUGCACUCAGCCAGUUUCAGAAGGUCUCAGAAGGAUUAGGAUCGGGACAUAAGGUUUUGGCCCUGGCUAGCCUGGAGGUGGGAAGCACAAAGAAGUGAAAAAAAAAAAAUGGAGCACACCA